AUGAGGCUGCUCUGCUGGAGCUUUCUGCUGCUCAUCCAAUGGAUCCUGAGAAAGGUUGACGGUCUGGAGAAGCAAGUGGGUCGGUCUCUAGAUUAUGUGGAUCCGGGAUCGUCCGGCAGCGUUUUCAAGAGCGUCCCGUACGGCGGACUGAAGCCCCCCACACACACCUCCCGAAUAUUCCCCCCUGCUGACCACAAGCCCAAACCACCACCACCCGGCUUCAGCUUCCACAACCCAUACGAGUGGGCACGCAACCAGACGCACCUGCUGGACCAGAGCGGCUACCGGCCCAAACGCAAGCCCACCCUCAAGACCUCCAUGAAGACCAAGAAGAUUUUCGGCUGGGGUGACUUCUACUUCAACGUCAAGACGCUCAAAUUCAGCCUCCUGGUGACCGGGAAGAUCGUGGACCACAUCAACGGGACGUUCACCGUUUACUUCCGACACAACUCGUCCAGUCUGGGGAACGUUUCGGUCAGCAUCGUCCCGCCCACCAAAAUCGUAGAGUUCGAAAUCCAAAACCCCAUGCAUCCUGAGAUCCAGUUCCACCCGCCGCAACAAUCCACCAUCGACCCCAAAGACAUCAAGACGUUUAACUGCCGUGUGGAGUACGAGAAGACGGACCGCUCCAAAAAGCCCAAACCCUGCCUGUACGACCCGUCGCAGACCUGCUUCACGGAGAACACACAGUCACACUCGUCCUGGCUCUGCGCAAAACCCUUUAAGGUCAUCUGCAUCUUCAUCUCCUUCUUCAGCAUCGAUUAUAAGCUGGUGCAGAAGGUCUGUCCGGACUACAACUUUCAGAGCGAACACCCGUACUUCGGCUGA
This is a messenger RNA of Danio aesculapii, 828 nucleotides long. Its product is annotated as neurexophilin-2. Bases 1 to 828 code for a protein of 275 amino acids. The transcript is spliced from 2 exons. Gene Ontology annotation, molecular function: signaling receptor binding. NCBI's taxonomy places the organism in Eukaryota, Metazoa, Chordata, Actinopteri, Cypriniformes, Danionidae. The record is from RefSeq and is a predicted model, not a curated record.